Messenger RNA from Brassica napus (rape), 610 nucleotides. Its product is annotated as histone H4. Gene Ontology annotation, biological process: nucleosome assembly. The coding region runs from base 56 to 367 and encodes 103 amino acids. Gene Ontology annotation, cellular component: nucleosome. Lineage: Eukaryota; Viridiplantae; Streptophyta; Magnoliopsida; Brassicales; Brassicaceae. Gene Ontology annotation, molecular function: protein heterodimerization activity; DNA binding; structural constituent of chromatin. The record is from RefSeq and is a predicted model, not a curated record. The transcript has a single exon.
AGUUUGAUUUUGUUAUUUCAGAUAUUUAGAAUCUCUAAAGGAACUUUGUUAGAAGAUGUCAGGAAGGGGAAAGGGAGGGAAGGGAUUGGGAAAGGGAGGAGCCAAGAGGCACAGGAAGGUGCUUAGGGAUAACAUCCAAGGUAUAACCAAGCCUGCUAUUCGUCGUCUUGCUCGUCGAGGUGGCGUCAAGCGUAUAAGCGGUUUGAUCUACGAGGAGACCAGAGGAGUCCUCAAGAUCUUCCUCGAGAAUGUCAUUCGUGAUGCUGUUACCUACACAGAGCACGCCAGGAGGAAGACUGUCACUGCUAUGGAUGUUGUUUAUGCCUUGAAGAGGCAAGGUCGCACUCUCUACGGUUUCGGCGGUUAAAUUGAGGGAGAUUGGAUUAGGGAUUCUAAUCAAUAUGAUUAGUAAAAGUAAAUCCUGGUGUUAGCUAUUGUUGGUUUUGCUAUUGUGCUGUUCCUCGUCGUUAGGCAAUGUUUUCAUGUAGCUUAGAAAAUCUUCAAAUGAAAGUUAGAUUUAUCCCAAGUUCAAGUUCAUGUUCAUUAUGUAUCCCAAACGGGUUAUUUUAUCCUUUGUUAUAAAUAACCAUGUGCAACACAUUUUCUAGUU